Molecule: messenger RNA, 1355 nt
Organism: Formica exsecta
Lineage: Eukaryota; Metazoa; Arthropoda; Insecta; Hymenoptera; Formicidae
Product: serine protease inhibitor 3/4-like
Exons: 7
Coding region: 31-1227 (398 amino acids)
Molecular function (GO): serine-type endopeptidase inhibitor activity
Source: RefSeq, a predicted model, not a curated record
GCUAACAUUGUGUGUGCCUUCGAUGCAUUAAUGUUUGAAGAUAUGUUAUUGAGCAGCAUGAAUAAUAAAGAUACAUUUACUAAUCUAUCUACAGCAAUUGUAACAUAUGUAAAAUUAAAGGAUGUAUGGAGUCUAAAAGAACCAUCGUAUAUAGAUCAAUCGAUAGUGGAAAACAAAGCAUAUAGUAGUAUGAGUCUAAAAAUGAUAACGACCUUACUUGCAAACGGCGCUGAAGAAGGACCAACAAGGAAUGAAAUGAUGUCUUAUUGGAAUAUUCCUGAUAAAAUAUCUUUAAACAACCAAUACCUAUCUAAAUUUACUUUCUUAAAUAAUAUCAAAGACAUUGCAUUGUAUGUAAGAACUACAAUAUAUGUUCAAAAUUUAGUUAAUUUAACAGCCGAUUUUUCAUCAGUAUGCAUAAAUGAACUUCAUUGUUCGAUUUCAAAAAUAGACUUCAGAAAUAACGAGCAAGCUGCAAAAACUAUAAAUUCAUGGGUCCAAGAAACAACAAAUAACCAGAUACUAAACGUAAUUUCUUCAGAUAAUAUCGACAAAGAUACAAAAAUAAUGUUAGUAAAUACUGUGUAUCUUAAUAUUGGAUGGCCAAACUUGCCAAAAGAACAAAUAGUAGAUCGCAUAUUUUAUAUUUCUCCAUCACAAAUGUAUUUGACUCCAACAAUUAAAUUUGAAAAAACGAUGUUUAGUUAUGGUGAAAUACCACAUUGGAAUUGCAAGUUCAUUGAAAUUCCAUAUUUGAACGACAAUAUUACAAUGAUUAUAUUUUUGCCAAAUGAAGAUAUGGAAAUUGGGAACGUGGAGUACCUGAUAGAAAAAUUUGAUUUUGAAGAAUUUCAAUUAAUUAGAACUGCAGACUUCACAAACAAACUUGAGCACGAUAGGGAAUUAUGUCUACCAGAGUUUACGAUUCAAUGUACUCAAAAUAUAACGAAUUAUUUUCGUCGGAAUGGCAUAAUUACGAUGUUUAAAGAUAAUGCGGAUUUUACACCUCUCUCAAAAAUUCCUCUGAAAGUAAGCAAUAUCGUUGAAAAGAUUUCCGUGAGAUUUCGCGAAGAAAAAUCGGAAGUUGGCGAAAAUAGAGAAAGAAUAGAGAUAGAUUGGUCGAAGGAGUUGAGAGUAGAUCGUCCAUUUUUGUAUAUAAUCGAAAUAGACGGAAAGAUGGAGUUUGUUGCAGCCGUGCGAGCACCAGACUAUAUAUUUACGAAAUGAAAUAUAAUUUUUAUUAUAAAUUAUAAAUUAUUCUAUUAUGAAUUAUACAUUCUAUUACAUUCUUAUGUUUAUUGAUAAUUUAUAUCAUACAAUAUAACGUAGCUUAAACUAUUUUAAAUUUUAUUAUA